Messenger RNA from Perca fluviatilis (European perch), 4179 nucleotides. It is a transcript of the gene itga6a, whose product is annotated as integrin, alpha 6a. The transcript is spliced from 25 exons. Gene Ontology annotation, cellular component: external side of plasma membrane; integrin complex. The coding region runs from base 93 to 3365 and encodes 1090 amino acids. The record is from RefSeq and is a predicted model, not a curated record. NCBI's taxonomy places the organism in Eukaryota, Metazoa, Chordata, Actinopteri, Perciformes, Percidae. Gene Ontology annotation, biological process: cell-cell adhesion; integrin-mediated signaling pathway; cell adhesion mediated by integrin. Gene Ontology annotation, molecular function: integrin binding.
UUCAGUCAAACGGCACCGGGCGGAGCGGAGCGGAGCAUCGGGGUCAGCGGCUCUUCACUUUGGACUACUGGACACAUCUGGACUGCGCUGCAAUGCUGCUGCUGCUACAGGGAGGACCCUCUGCCGUUUAUGUAUCACUUUUAUUUUAUUCUUAUUUCCUGGAGCCAACUUUGGUGCUCGCCUUCAACCUUGACACCAAUCAUGUCAUCAGAAAAGACGGAGAGCCGGGCAGUCUGUUCGGGUUUUCUCUCGCCAUGCACAGGCAACUCAACCCGGAUGAAAGAAUGCUGUUGAUUGGUGCACCCAGAGCCAGAGCGUUGGGAAAACAGACCGCUAACAUUACAGGAGGCCUUUAUAAGUGUGAAAUCACACAGUCCAAUGAUUGUGAGCGCAUUGAAUUUGAUAGUAAAGAGGACAUACUUGUUGAGAACAAGGAGAAUCAGUGGAUGGGGGUGACGGUUCAGAGCCAGGGACCUGGGGGAAAGAUUGUGACUUGUGCUCAUCGCUAUCAGAGGCGCCUGUUUGUGAACACCCCUCAAGAGUCCCGGGACAUCAUUGGGCGCUGUUAUGUCCUGAGUCAGGACCUGACCAUUGACUCGUCCUCUGAUGAGGAUGGAGGUAACUGGAAAUUCUGCGAGGGCAGAGCCAGAGGCCACGAGAUGUUUGGAUCUUGCCAGCAGGGUUUGGCUGCCACCUUCACCAAGGACUACCAUUAUGUGGUGUUUGGAGCACCAGGAGCUUACAACUGGAAAGGCAUUGUACGAGUGGAGCAAAAGAACAACACUUUGCUAGAGAUGGGAGUGUAUGAUGACGGCCCAUAUGAAGUUAGAGACGACCAUCUCUUGAACCCCGGGUUCGUGCCUGUACCUGCCAACAGCUAUCUCGGAUUCUCCCUCGAUUCGGGACACAGCAUCACCAGGAGUCGUGGCCUAACGGUGGUGGCUGGAGCACCCAGAGCCAAUCACAGUGGAGCCGUGGUCCUGCUGAAGAAAGAGAACGAGGCAUCCGCCAGACUUUUGGUGGAACACACUCUGUACGGGCCAGGACUCGCCUCCUCCUUUGGAUACGACGUGGCUGUGGUUGACCUGAACGGUGAUGGAUGGCAAGACAUAGUUGUAGGAGCCCCUCAGUUCUACAUGAAGGACAGAGACAUUGGAGGAGCUGUUUACGUCUACAUUAAUCAGGCAGGAAGGUGGGAAAGAAUCACUCCUGUCCGUCUAAACGGGACCAAGGACUCCAUGUUUGGACUGGCAGUCGAGAACAUUGGAGACAUCAAUCAAGACACCUAUGAAGACAUUGCCAUCGGAGCUCCUUAUGAUGACGGCGGUGCAGGAAAAGUCUACAUUUAUCACGGCUCUGCACAAGGAAUCAAAACCAGCCCUGCACAGAUCCUUUCAGGAAAAGAGCACAACAUGCGACUCUUUGGAUAUUCUCUGGCAGGGAACAUGGACUUGGACAGAAACUCUUAUCCAGACGUGGCUGUCGGCUCUCUGUCGGACACAGCUCUGAUCUACAGGGCACGGCCAGUCAUUAGCAUCAGGAAAGAUAUCAAAAUAUCUCCAAAGGAAAUUAACCUUACAAUUAAAACCUGUGAUAACAGCAUUUGCUUUGCAGUGGACGCGUGCUUCACCUACAAAGCAAACCCUGAAUCUUACACCCCAAGACUAACUAUCGGCUACUCUGUCGAGGCAGAUGGAGAUCGCAGGAAACAGGGACUUCCUGCCAGAGUGACGUUCCUGAACAAAUCCCGCACUGAAACAGACUACCAGUUUAACGGCACCUUGGACCUCCGUGGCCAGAACCAAAAAACAUGCAUCAAGAUAACAGCCAAACUGAAGGACAAUAUUAAGGACAAGAUGCGCAGCAUUCCCAUCGAGGUGUCUGCAGAAAUUGCGGGUACUAAGCGACAGAAGACGAGGAACGGCCUCCCUCAACUCAUGCCCAUACUAGACUCCUCUCAGCCGAGCAAAGACGUCAUUGAGGUCAACUUUGUAAAAGAGGGAUGUGGAAGUGAUCAUAUUUGCCGGAGUAACCUGAAGAUGGAGUAUAAAUUAUACUACAAACAAAGCAACCUAGAUGAGUACUCCCCAUUACCCAUCAAGAACAACGUCCCUGUGUUUCAUCUAAAUUACGAGAGGAAGGACUUAGCUCUGCGUGUGACAGUCAACAACAUGAAUGAAGAUGAUGCUUACGAAGCAAAGCUGGUGGGGACUUUCCCAGAUACGCUGUCAUAUUCUGGAGUCCGCUCACAUCAAACAACGAUGGAAAAGCCAAUCAUCUGUACAGCCAAUCAGAACGGCUCUCAAGCAGACUGUGAGCUGGGGAAUCCUUUUAAGAGAGACUCUAAGGCUACAUUUUACAUCAUCCUGAGCACUGUGGGUAUGGCUCUCGACACCACAGAGAUUGAUAUCGACCUGCAGCUCCAAACAACAAGUGUGCAAGAAAAUAUUGCCCCUGUUAAAGUGAAGGCUAAAGUAAUCAUUGAAUUGCCGUUGUCGGUCAGUGGGGAAGUCAGCCCUAAUCAGGUUUCCUUUGGAGGUGUUGUGAAAGGUGAAAGUGCCAUGAAGACAGAAGAAGAGAUUGGAAGUUUGAUUACUUACACAUUCAGAAUAAACAACUUGUGGAAGUCUUCUGUCCGGGCCUCACUUCACAUUCAGUGGCCCAAAUGGAACAAAGACGGUAAAUGGCUUCUGUACCUGGUAAAGGUCACUGCAACAGGACCGGAGGACAUCCUUUGCUCUCCCGAGUCUGAAAUCAACUCUCUCAAACACAUCCAGGAGACUUCUGCGUCCAGGACAAAGCGUGAAAUUGGAGAAAGAAAAACUGUUGGCACAAUGUCCUCCCUGUCAGGCAAAAAAAAGGUUUUGACAUGUGACAGUGAGACCAAAUGUGUGGUGCUCAAGUGCCCCCUACAGGGCAUGGACGGUACAGCAGUUAAACUCAGGUCUCGCCUCUGGAACUCGACCUUUAUUGAGGAUUACGCCUCUAUUUCAAACUUGCACAUCGUUGUGAAGGCCUCGCUCGUCCUUCAUACUCAGGCUAAAAACAUGAUCCUGAGAACUCCUCACACUGAUGUCACAGUGGCAGUGUCCCCUGAAGGUGCAGUAGCACAGCUGAGUGGAGUUCCCUGGUGGAUCAUACUGGUGGCUGUUCUUGCAGGCAUCUUGAUUUUGGCUUUGUUGGUGUUUCUGCUCUGGAAGUGUGGAUUCUUCAAACGCUCCAAACAAGAGGACAGCGUCCCUCGUUACCACGCAGUGCGGAUAAGAAAAGAAACGCCUGAGUACAAAGAUGGAAAAGUCAUGCUUGAUUCUUUUGAAAAAAAGCAGUGGAUGACGACUUGGGUUGAUGAUGAGAGUUACUCGUAACUCAUUUCUUUCUGUUCCAAAUGAUUUUUGCAGACAGGUAUAACCUGAUUUGUUUUAAACAAUCUCAAGGCACAAACACACUGAACUUUGUUUUUAUUUUUAUUUGUUGAACGUCAGUGAUCUUUUCUUUUCAGAUAUUAGUUGGGUUCAUGUAUUUGAAUUGUUACACUGUAUAGAUGAAAUGUUUUUUUUUUUUGUAAGUUUUGUAUAUAUUUAAAUACUUCUGCACACUGUACUGUAUAUUUAUUUUUUGAUAAAAAAAUAAUUUCAUGCAGCCAAAGAAUUCUUUUUAGUCUUAUGUGUCCUGGAGCAGAUCGACAAAGGACAAAGUUUACUACUGUUUCUAUGGAGUUGUACUGUCUUACUUUAAGCCGAAAGUCUAUGCAAGGAAGGCACAGCUAGCUCAGUGUCAUAUGAAUGUAAGGGGCCAACGCACGUUUUGCAUGCAAUCAGUAAAUGUUUCUGUUGUGUAUAAUUAUGUGUCUAGUUUCACUACUUUCCAUCAAAAUGCUUCGGUCCUUUUUGGAAUGACAUUUAGGUACACUGGGUACAUUAUCAUUUCACAAUAAUUAAAGGUGCACAAAUGACUAAUAAAAAUGAUAAUUGAUUCUUCACCUCUUCUCACUGUUGUGGCAUUCAGGUAGCAUCCACUGUACUGUCUGUAGGUCAUCACUGAAGUAAGACUUUUUGUUCCAUGUGCAGAAUCCAAAGGGAAGAUGGUGAAAAGAGACUGAAAUGUAUGUUUUAUAGAUUUAAUUCAAAGUUUGUCUUUCUUGUUGAAAUUGUCAAGUAUAAUAAAAUUCUUAAAAACUGA